Pediculus humanus corporis (human body louse) is the source of this 1578-nucleotide messenger RNA. RefSeq names its product BTB/POZ domain-containing protein, putative. Gene Ontology annotation, molecular function: protein binding. The transcript has 6 exons. Gene Ontology annotation, biological process: neurogenesis. NCBI's taxonomy places the organism in Eukaryota, Metazoa, Arthropoda, Insecta, Psocodea, Pediculidae. Gene Ontology annotation, cellular component: cytosol. The record is from RefSeq and is a predicted model, not a curated record. Bases 1 to 1578 code for a protein of 525 amino acids.
AUGGCGAUGGCUAAUUUGUACAGUAAGAAAACUACAAAACCCGUUAAAAAAUUACAAGAAAACAUACAAGUUUCGCAAACGAAUGCUUGGGUUAAUGCCGAGAGCUUGAACAAUGGAGGCGCAUCUCUGUCACCCCCUCAUGGUAUUUUACAAAGGGAAACGACACAAAUCACACAACCAGCGUCUGCAACAAGUUCUCCCUUAUCCAGCCCUGGUAUGACAAACACAAAUAAUUUCAAUGUAAAUAAUUCAAAUCAACUCACCACAUUAGAUCCCAAUUGGCAAGCGAGUAAACCUUCUGUACGAGAGAGAAAUGCAGCCAUGUUCAACAAUGAACUCAUGGCAGAUGUUAAAUUCACAGUGGGUUGUCCAGGUCACACGCAAACGAUUCCUGCUCACAAAUAUGUAUUAGCCACUGGUAGUUCAGUAUUUUAUGCAAUGUUUUAUGGUGGUCUUGCUGAAAGCAGCGAAGAAAUUCUAGUACCGGAUGUUGAUCCUUCUGCUUUUCUCAUUCUUCUAAAGUAUCUCUAUUGUGAUGAAAUUCAAUUGGAAGCUGAUACCAUAUUGUCAACAUUGUAUGCUGCUAAAAAAUACAUUGUUCCACAUUUGGCCAAAGCAUGUGUGAACUAUCUUGAAACUAGUCUAACUGCCAAAAAUGCUUGCAUGCUAUUGAGUCAAUCGAGACUUUUCGAAGAGCCUGAUUUGAUGCAAAGGUGUUGGGAAGUCAUCGAUGCGCAGGCUGAAAUGGCACUGAAAGCGGAUUGUUUCGUAGACAUUGACAUACACACGUUAGAAUCCGUUUUAUCGAGAGAAACUCUCAAUUGUAAAGAAAUACAUUUGUUCGAUGCGGCUCUCAAUUGGGCGACGGCCGAAUGUUUUCGGUUGGAUUUAGAGCCCACGCCGCAAAACAAGAGAAACGUUUUAGGAAGUGCUCUCUACCUGAUAAGAAUACCCACAAUGAGCCUAGAAGAAUUUGCCAAUGGGGCCGCUCAGCAAGGUAUUCUCACGCCACAAGAAACCAUAGACAUAUUUUUAAAUUUUACCGCCGAUUAUAAACCGCUAUUGAACUAUCCCAUAAGAGAGAGAACCGGUCUUAGACCUCAGGUAUGUCAUAGGUUUCAAUCUUGCGCGUAUAGGAAUAAUCAAUGGCGCUACCGGGGCCGAUGUGAUAGCAUACAAUUUUCCGUCGACAAAAGGAUAUUCGUCGUCGGAUUCGGUUUUUACGGGUCUUCCAGCGGAGCCGCGCCUUACAACGUCAAAAUCGAACUCAAGAGAUUGGGUCGAAUACUCGCCGAGUACAACACGAAUUUCUUUUCGGACGGUUCGAGCAACACGUUUCACGUCUACUUCGAAAACCCGAUACAAAUCGAACCCGAAUCCUUUUACACGGCGUCCGCCAUAUUGGACGGCGGAGAACUGAGUUAUUUCGGACAGGAGGGACUCAGCGAAGUCACCGUCGGAUGCGUCACGUUUCAAUUUCAAAGCUCGAGCGAAAGCACCAACGGAACGGGAGUUCAGGGAGGACAAAUACCCGAACUCAUUUUUUACGGUCCCACACCUCCGGCCGAAGAACUCUGA